Messenger RNA from Coniophora puteana RWD-64-598 SS2, 735 nucleotides. RefSeq lists its product as uncharacterized. The transcript has 4 exons. The record is from RefSeq and is a predicted model, not a curated record. NCBI's taxonomy places the organism in Eukaryota, Fungi, Basidiomycota, Agaricomycetes, Boletales, Coniophoraceae. Bases 1 to 735 code for a protein of 244 amino acids.
AUGGAUUCUGCAGUGACAGUGGAUGACCGCAGUCCUCUGAUUAGUUAUUCCGGCAGCACGGCAUGGGCACAAGGAGGCGCUUCCCCAGAGUAUCACAACACCACUUCAGGCUCGUAUCACUAUGGAGACACCGCUACAUUCACAUUUACAGGUACAUGGGUGGCGGUGUAUGGCACCGUCGGAUGGGUGUCAGUCAAUGGUCUACCUACGACGACGUUUACUCUUGAUGGGAACGAGUCGAUCAAUUUCCAAGGUCCCAACGCGACCCUCGCGCAAUACCGGUAUCAGAUGUAUUCGUCUAGCAUUUUGAACGGCGCGGAACACACGUUAGUAAUCAACAACACGAGUCCAACCCAGGCUCCAUCUCAAAUAUGGCUCGACUUUAUCGAGUACAUGCCAUUAAUGCCCCAGCAAGCCUCCUCAGUGUCAUGCACGCAGACCUCGUCACCACAGAUUUCCACAACCAUUAACAAACACCAUGGUACAUCAACGGCAGCACUCGCAGGGGGUAUAGCGAGCGGCGUGGGUGGCGCCAUAAUACUCAUUCUCUCGUGCCUGCUAUUUCUUCAACGAUAUCGAAAGAAGCGCGAGAAACAGCAGAUUGAAGAGCAUACCCCACGACCUUAUCGACAAGUUGAGGAGGAACCUCAGCGACUCGGGCCCGGGCAUGCUCAGAUCAAUGCGGCCGAACCACCUCCUUACAAUCUUGAGGAUGCUGUCCUGGAUAUAAGCUAG